UCAGGUUUCUGUAAUGGUGGGGAGGAGUGUGUGCAUGUUUCCUUUUGAUAUAUCUCAAUCAGCUGAACGAAGACCAAACAAACGCUGUGUAAAAUAGAGAGGAGGGGGGAAGGAGGAAGGCAGCAGGGAGGCAGAACAAGUGACAUCGCUGACUUCAAACGUCUUUCAUUCUGAGAUGUGGGCAUCGAUAACAUCCUGUCUACAGGCGACCUCACAGCGAUGCUGUUGUUUCCAGUCAGCCAAUCACAUUCUGCCUCUGCCUUGAGAGGAGGGUGAUAACCCUCCUGACUGGGCCUGACUGCAGUGUCUCUCUCUGGGAACAGUGAUGUACGAGCUGGCCCACCUCCUGACAGCAGCAAGGUAAAGACCAGCACUCUCUGAAAGCCACAACAUCACCAUCAUGGACCCUAUCAUCAGUGUUCUGGAGCUGGUGGGGGUUCUGAUCUCAGCGGGGGCCUGGCUCUGCUCUCUGGCCACCACCCUGAUGUCCUCAUGGCUCACACUGUCCAACUUGCUGGUCACAGAGACUCUUGGGGUGGGCCUCUGGGAGACCUGCGUGCUCAAUCAGCAGGGAACACUGGAGUGUAGGCCCUAUGACAGUCUGCUGGGGCUGCGACCAGAGAUCAAGCUAGCCCGGAUCCUCAUGUGCACAGCGCUAGGGGUAGGAAUGCUGGGGCUUUUGCUUGCCAUACCCAGCCUCCACCUUGUCAACGGCUGCCGGCAACAGUUGGAGGACGUGAGCUGUAAGAGGGCCCUGAAGGCAACCAGUGGGGCAUUGUGGCUGGUGGCGGGGAUCCUGGGCCUCAUCCCAGUUUCCUACAUCGCCCAUGUGACGGUCGAACAGUUCUUCGAUGAGUCAGUGCCUGACAUGGUCCCACGAUGGGAAUUUGGGGAUGCUCUGUUCUGUGGUUGGACGGCCGGCGUCCUUCAUCUAGCUGCAGGAAUGCUGCUGCUAAUUUCCUGUUUUUAUGUGCAGAAGUUAAACAGUAACAGACCCGUUGAUGUCCCCCCGGUCCUGACAAAGCUAGAACCUGACUCCAUGAGAACCAGAUCUGAGUAUGUCUGAGACCACCUCAUAAAAAGGCUGCUACAAGUCUUCUUCAACCUUUUCUGCAUCUAAAACUAAAUGUUGGACUACCACACUUCAAUUUGUGUCUCUUGAGAUCAGAUUGGAGUAUUUCAGCGAAUUUCCAGAAGGGAUGUUACAUUCCUGAUUUUGAGGUUGUAUCCAAAGAAGAGGUUAAAAAUUUUCUUAAAACUAAACUUUACCCAAACAACUGUCACAACUAGAUCUGAAUAGAACAACAGGGAGGUCUGAGGUUGCUCCUCUAAUUUGACAAAGUGAGACCAGAUCAGGAGGUUCAGUCCAAACCUGCAGUAAAACAGAUGAUUUCUCUAUAGAAUUUCGAUGGUUUCAGAGGUUUGAAAGAUAUAAGUUUAAAAUGUUCUUGAUCACAAACAGAUGUAAAUUUCCUUCUUAAUCUGUUAGGGGGGAUGGAAUUUCUCUCAAAUAAAGCUUCAGACUAAAUCAGAGUUUGUUUUUAUUUUAAUUUAACAUCUAAAAAUAACAUCUAGGACAAAGAUGUUCUUGCUUUUUAACUGCUUUGGUAGUUUAAACUAAAGAAUCAGAGAGAAAAUAAAUCAGAUCAUUUUGUCCUGUUGUUAAUUUGACUGCAUGUAAUCACCUUAAAAUGAUGAGAGAUGCCAGUUUAUAGUUCUGAUUUCGGAUGUUUAUGAACAGCAGAAAAAAAAACAGUGAACAAUAUUUGAGCAACACACCCAGACCUUCACGAUCUGUCGAGCGUUUUAUUCCCUGCGGUGACUUAUCUUUGUUUCAAUCAUUGAGAUGUUUGCUUUAGUUUUCCUGGAGCCAAAGAGAUGAAAGCUGCUGCGGUUUCCUGCUUUAUUCAUUUCAUUUAAACACUUUAUGUAGUUUUUAUUGUUAGUCUUAAGGCUGGAUUUCAUCUCUUUUAUUGUUUUUAUUUGGAGACAAGGGAAGACAAACUGUUGUUUUUGUGGUUAAAGCAGACUGAAGCAGAGAAUAGAUUUAUUGAUAAUAGAAUAUAAAGAUAUAUAUCUUUUAUCUUUAAACAUGAAGGUCUGUGUGAGUUAUGAAACUGCUCAACUUGUUUGUAAUCAGUUUUGUUCAAUCAGAUGAAUGAUUUGUAAAAAGGAUUGAAUGUAUGAAUGUGCGCAGCAGAUGACUGCAAAUAAUAAAUAAAUACUCAAAGUUUCAUUUAAUGUGUGUAAAAGAAGUUU
Messenger RNA from Haplochromis burtoni (Burton's mouthbrooder), 2259 nucleotides. Its product is annotated as putative claudin-24. Lineage: Eukaryota; Metazoa; Chordata; Actinopteri; Cichliformes; Cichlidae. The transcript has a single exon. The record is from RefSeq and is a predicted model, not a curated record. Gene Ontology annotation, molecular function: structural molecule activity. The coding region runs from base 401 to 1066 and encodes 221 amino acids. Gene Ontology annotation, biological process: bicellular tight junction assembly; cell adhesion. Gene Ontology annotation, cellular component: bicellular tight junction; plasma membrane.